UGACAUUAGAUAUGGCAUGAUUUUUUCUCAAAAAGUGAUUCAGUCGCAGUAGCUCAUAUUUUUCAUUUUGAGAAAUAUUUGUUUGUCAAAUAGUAAUGAAAUUGCGGAUUGAUUAUAAAACUGAGAGUGCUCAAUAAAAACGUGGAUCAAAACCACUUCAACUCUCACAGAUCAGCAGAUCAUGCUCUGUCGUGGGGCCGUGGCACAACAGGGAACACAAGCGACGUGACGUUGCACCCUGCCGGCGCCGGUGGGGCCGCGCCAAUAUGCUGUCUGCCAUAGCCUGCCUCCUGGCAUUCAUUGCAAGAACCACAGCCAAUGUAUAUGUUUACACAAUGGAUACGCCACACACGAUAGCGCAGGAGUUCCCCGACAUGCCGGCGACGUUCGGCGGUGAGGUGCCGAUGACGGGGCUGCGCGGGCUGCUGGUGCAGGGGGAGCCCGAGGACGGCUGCUCCGCGCUGCCGCCGCCGCCACAGGUCACUGACAACUUCACCGGCAAGUGGAUGGUGCUGCUUGCAAGGUAUAACUGCAGCUUUGAGAUAAAGGUUCGUAACGCGCAAGCUGCCGGCUACGACUGCGCCAUUGUGCAUAAUGUUAACUCCAGCGAUCUUGGUGAGUCUUACAAAGUACCGAAGAAACAUCAUAUGUCGCCAUAACCCACUCUUCUUAGAUUAGAAGUUUUGCCGCUGUAAAAUGUUUAUUUGUAAUGCAUGUAAUACA
Molecule: messenger RNA, 723 nt
Organism: Papilio polytes (common Mormon)
Lineage: Eukaryota; Metazoa; Arthropoda; Insecta; Lepidoptera; Papilionidae
Gene: gzl
Product: E3 ubiquitin-protein ligase RNF13
Exons: 4
Coding region: 267-659 (130 amino acids)
Source: RefSeq, a predicted model, not a curated record